AACAACGUGCACGUGAUUCUUCUGAGCAUUUUGGUUAUUGGCUAUCUGAUUAUUUCAGUUACCUUAUAAUUGGAUCCAUACAUCUGAUUUUUCUCCUCUAUCAAAGAAUUUCUAUUGGUUACUUUAUUUAAAACCUAUUCGACCAUGCCGACAACUCCGAAAGCUGUAUUAACGCUCUCUGACUUUACGCAAUUGAUAGAGUCUACAGAUAAAAUCGUACUAGUUAGCUUUUGGGCAAAAUGGGCUGAUGCUCAAUGUGAGCAAAUGAAUGGUGCUAUAGCCGAAUUGCGUAAGGAUUCUGUAGUUGACUCAGCUGUAACCUUCGCGACGGUAGAAGCAGAAUCACUGCCAGAUGCAGCUUUGAGAGCAAAAGUAACAUCGGUGCCAACAAUAGUCAUUUACAAAAAAGGAACUAUUGUGGAUAGAAUAGAAGGCGCAAAUGUACCGGAGUUGACAAAGAAGCUUCGAGCUCAUGUCGAUACCAAUGUUGCUGCAACUCAACAACUUCCAAUUGAGGAGAAAUUGAAACAAUUAAUUAAUAAAGAACCUGUUAUGCUCUUUAUGAAAGGUUCACCGAAUCAACCGAGAUGUGGUUUUUCAAGAACUAUUGUUGAUAUAUUAAAAAGUUAUAAAGUUAAAUUUGGUCAUUUUGACAUUCUCCAGGACGAUGAAGUUAGACAAAAAUUGAAGGAAUUCUCGAAUUGGCCAACUUAUCCUCAACUAUACGCUUCUGGAGAGCUUUUGGGUGGCCUGGACAUUGUUAAGGAAAUGGUUGAAAGCGGUGAGCUGUUGGAUAACCUUCCUAUUGAAAAAGAUAACUUGACAGAAAGAUUAAAAGCAUUGAUAAAUCGCUCUAAGGUUAUGCUAUUCAUGAAAGGUUCUCCGGAUCAGCCUAGAUGCGGAUUUAGUCGUACAAUAUGUUCCAUUUUAAAAGAUAGAAAUGUUACUUUUGAUCAUUUCGAUAUACUGACUGAUGAAGAUGUUAGACAAGGCUUGAAAGAAUUUUCCAAUUGGCCAACAUAUCCACAAUUAUACGCCAAUGGAGAAUUAGUUGGGGGUCUAGAUAUUAUUAAGGAAAUGAUUGAAAAUGAUGAAUUUGACGAAGCCAUUUCCUCUUGA
Dimorphilus gyrociliatus is the source of this 1119-nucleotide messenger RNA. Lineage: Eukaryota; Metazoa; Annelida; Polychaeta; Dinophilidae. The record is from the annotation of a GenBank genome assembly.